UAGGUACAUACAUAUUUCAAUAGUAUUCCGAGAACAGUCGAAGUGGUGGUGUUAGUUUCUCUGUUAAGUGAGCUAGUUUGAAAUCAGUUUUGAAAAUUCGAUAGCAAGAUGGAAAAAUUAUACGUGAAAAACGUGAUUUCGAACUUAUUCGCAUAUCGAAGUCAUAUUUUCGGUGAAGGAAGUACGUAUUACGGAUUUGAACCCAAAACAUCGGAUCAGAACGGAGAUCAAAAGCUUCCAGAUGGUUUCAACUCAGACCACCAGUAUGGAAAAAUUCUUUACAAAAAUAAAGACGGCGAUAUUUUGAAAUCGGGACCGGUAAUGAUUAAAUUUUCACCGAAGGCAUGCUUUACGAGGUGGAUUUUAUUUUCUUUCACGAACGAAAUGAUUUUCUAUACCAAAAUUCUUCCUGUUCUGAAUACUCCAGAGGUUUCAGUACUUGGUCUGUUUCCAAAAUUUUACCACGGUGAAAUAAUAUUCGACGUUGAACAAGACCACUCUGCACUUGUACUCGAAGAUUUGACAUUCAAAGGAUACAGAAUGGCUGAAAAGAAAUCGUUCUUGGAUUACCAGCAUUUGGCUUUGAUGAUGCGCAAACUCGGUCAGUUUCACGCUCAUUCUUAUAAAGCUAAGAAUACCGUACCAGAUUUAUUUUAUCCUUUGGCAAACAACUUUCAAGAAGCCAUCCAGUUAAUGAAUGGAGAAUACACUGAUGUGUUGGCUAAAGUUGGUCAACGCGGAUUACAACAAUUACAAACAGAUUCCGCUUACUCAGCUUAUAUUCCCAUGAUCACUGAAAUGAUUCAACGCAGCGACGACAUUUUCAAGCAGAUUUUAACAGAAGGAAAUCAUGAUGCGGUGUCAGUAAUUGUUCACGGUGAUUACUUGAGAAAUAACGUGAUGUUUAAGUAUAAAAAUACUAAUACUCCAGAGCCCGACGAUCUAGUAAUGUUAGACAUGGCAAGAUAUCGUUAUGGAUCACCUGUGAUCGAUUUAGUUACCGUCAUGUAUUUGCACGCUGACCAAGAAAUGAGGAACAAACACUGGAAUGAUUUAGUCGACGAAUAUUAUACCUCUUUGAAGGAAACAUUCCCAGAAAAUCCUGUCCCAAGUAAGGAUGAAAUAUUAUCCGAGUUCGUUGAAAAAUCCUUCUUUGGAUAUUUCGUGGCGUCGUACUUUUUGCCUCUCCUCAUUGCUGACGAUAAUAACACGCAUUCUGCGGAUGUUUACGAAUGUUUGUCAGCAUCGGAUGAAGUUUCUCCUUCAAUUGAUACCCUAGUGGAUUCGAUGACCAAAAUACUUCUAGCUGAAGGUGGAAACGAAGCUAGUCAAGUUUUGGGUGAUAUUCUUCGUGAUUUGAUCGAUAGAGGUUUUAUUUGUAAAAAAUCAGCCUGAUUGUUAACUUACGUAAUUUUUUAUUUCAAUUUUUGUGUACGUAUGUGUUUUAUUGUUUACUUGACGUUUUUCAUCAUGUGUUUUGAUUUAA
Planococcus citri (citrus mealybug) is the source of this 1486-nucleotide messenger RNA. RefSeq lists its product as uncharacterized. The transcript has a single exon. The record is from RefSeq and is a predicted model, not a curated record. Lineage: Eukaryota; Metazoa; Arthropoda; Insecta; Hemiptera; Pseudococcidae. Bases 109 to 1395 code for a protein of 428 amino acids.